AGUGAUGCCGCCUUACGCACAACAACAAUUUUGCAAAUUGAGAGGUGCCAAUCAACCCCCGACGACGUCGACAUCCACCCCGAACCGACUAACCCCGACGACAACAGCAGACCUUCAAGAUGCGGACGUACGACGACACUUUCUCCGGCCAGAGGAUCUACCCCGGCAAGGGUAAGCUCUAUGUCCGUGGCGACAGCAAGAUCUUCCGCUUCCAGAACGGAAAGUCCGAGUCCCUUUUCCUGCAGCGCAAGAACCCUCGCCGCAUCGCAUGGACCGUUCUGUACCGCCGGGCGCACCGCAAGGGUAUCUCUGAGGAGGUCGCCAAGAAGCGUACCCGCAGGACCGUCAAGUCGCAGCGUGCCAUCGUUGGUGCUUCGCUCGAUGUGAUUAAGGAGCGCAGGACGAUGCGGCCUGAGGCCCGCAGCGCCGCCAGGGCUGCUGCCAUCAAGGAGAGCAAGGCAAAGAAGGCUGAGGCUGAGAAGGCCAAGAAGGCCGAGAAGGCAAAGGUUGCUGGCGGCAAGGGCCAGACCGGUCGUCUGACGAGCAAGCAGGGCGCCAAGGGUGCGCAGCAGAAGGUUGCCGCCAACACUCGUUAAGAAAACCAGGUUUUGUCAAGCAGAUACACAAAUACCCUUAUCGGAACGAACUUCUUCACGGCGUCUUCUUUUUUGAUGAAUCCUGGGAACGACGGUCUCCGAAAGGCGAACAUAGCAUGAUAAAGUUUACGGUCUCAUGCAACGAACCUUCUGGGGCCAUUGGGCAGGACGGGAUAUGUAUGUACUGCGGCUGCUGUUAAGCUCUUUAUUUACGGCGGCGGCGGAACGGACGGACUGGAGUCGAAACGGAACUUUUUGUCUUUUGCCACAGGGUGCUCUCACCGGGCUUCUUUCUUGCCCAACCUUGCGUGGCCGGUAGCAUGGAAUCAUUUUAAAACCAGGGAUUUGCAUGGGUUAUUCAGAGAGCAAAAAAUGCGGAACUUGUGCUUUUUUUUAGAGGUGUCCUAAGUGUCCGCGCCUAUUACUUAUUUUACUUUUAGGGCUUACGGAAUGAUUCCGUAUCUACAGCUUGGCCAAGACGGCCUC
Pyricularia oryzae 70-15 is the source of this 1082-nucleotide messenger RNA. RefSeq lists its product as uncharacterized. The transcript is spliced from 3 exons. Gene Ontology annotation, biological process: cytoplasmic translation. Gene Ontology annotation, cellular component: cytosolic large ribosomal subunit. Bases 120 to 596 code for a protein of 158 amino acids. Lineage: Eukaryota; Fungi; Ascomycota; Sordariomycetes; Magnaporthales; Pyriculariaceae. Gene Ontology annotation, molecular function: mRNA binding; structural constituent of ribosome. The record is from RefSeq and is a predicted model, not a curated record.